AUGGGCGAUGGCGAGCCCACGCUGCUUUUGCCAGACGAGGAUUGUCCUGCCACCCAGCUGGAUGAGGAGGACGAGACUAAUGACGUAGGACAAGGUGACUAUGGCAAGACUGUUGCGAAGGCUACAGAUUUUCCUUCACCUCCAGCAACGCCAAAGCCGAGGAAGCGCAAGGGGCCGCCAUCGACAGGCCUGGCCGAUACUCCGGACAAGGCUUGCAGACGAUCGCCGAGGCUGCGGGAGCUGCAGGAGCUGCAGGAGCUGCAGGCGCAGCAGGCGCCAGAGCCUGCGCCGGCGCCGCGGAGGCACCAGGCUUCAACGGGCGGCCCGAUCGUCGCAGCACCACCCCUGCGGCCGGUGAUCGCCCUGAGCGGAGUGGAGAUCGAGGCCAACUUGCUGAAUGCGGGCCGCAGACUUGUGGAGUCUCUUGGAGGAGAGAUCACGAACACAUGGACGAUGCAGGCCACACAUUUGGUGGCCUGCCGCUUGCGACGGACGUUCAAAGUCAUGUGCGCUCUAUGUCGCGGUGUGCCGAUUGUCAGGCCUGCCUUCAUCAAGCGCUGUGUGCAAGAAGCACGGGUGCCUGAGGUGAGGAACCAGGACCUACUGCGAGACAUCAUUGGCCAGCAGAUCUUCGCAAAGCGCUUUCUGGGGCGCUCUCAAAGUUACUCUCUUGGAGACGUACUUCAACGGGCCCAAGACGGGCCUUUGCUGGCAAAUUUCUGCGUCUAUGUCCUGCCAGAGGUCACCGCAAUGGAGCGUCCGAAGCUGCGUGCACUCGUGGAAGCCGCCGGUGGCCAGUGGCGGGAGGAGCUGCCAACGGCGGGCUCCACUGGCUCCUUGCUGGUUUUUGCUGAAGCUUCGUCGCCCGCGGCCUCUGUGGCCCAGGCCGCUUCCAAAGCGGCUGGCGUCUACCAGUUGGAGGCACUGCUUUCGGCUGCUUGCACCCAGGACCUACGCUUGCAGGCGUUCCAGAUGCCCGUGCGCCGACCAUCUCGUGCAGCAGAAAAAGUGUAUGUGGUGGGCUGGAGACGUACCUCCGAGGAGCUGAGCUUAGGCUCUUAA
Symbiodinium necroappetens is the source of this 1062-nucleotide messenger RNA. Lineage: Eukaryota; Dinophyceae; Suessiales; Symbiodiniaceae. The record is from the annotation of a GenBank genome assembly.